Molecule: messenger RNA, 1230 nt
Organism: Salvia miltiorrhiza (redroot sage)
Lineage: Eukaryota; Viridiplantae; Streptophyta; Magnoliopsida; Lamiales; Lamiaceae
Product: extensin-like
Exons: 1
Coding region: 1-1200 (399 amino acids)
Source: RefSeq, a predicted model, not a curated record
AUGAGAUUUGUGAGUGUUUUCUUGAAUCUCAUUGUUGCAGUCUUUGUGAUCUUGCCUGGUUUUGUUACUGCAACAAAUCCAUUUUGCCAUUUGAAAUGGCCAAACUGGAAACACUACUUCAACCCACUGCCUCCAUUUCACCUUCCACCAUAUGACAAUCCACCACCGCCGGACACCACCGCGCCUCCUCCUCCUACUCCCAGCUAUGCGCCACCGCCAUCUCCGACAUACACUCCGGCCAUACCAACUCUUCCUCCGCCCUUCCCCACCUACUCUCCACCGCCACAAAGCCCGCCACCGACUUAUAGCCCUCCUCCAACUAGUCCAUCACCACCACCUUAUACCCCUCACCCUCACCCUCCUCACCACCACCACCAACCACCCAAAACUCCAACCUACAACCCUCCCUCGACUCCACCACCAACGCCAACCUAUCAGUCUCCCCCGACUCCGGUUUACACUCCUGCACCAAGUGUACCCCAAAGUCCACCACCAUCACCUCCUCCGGUCUAUAAUCCACCACCACAAAGCCCUCCUCCGACGUAUAGCCCUCUUCCACCUAGUCCGUCACCACCACCACCUUAUACACCUCAACCUCAUCCUUCUCACCACCACCACCACCACCACCACAUACCCAAAACUCCGACCUACAACCCUCCCUCGACUCCACCAAAAACCCCGCCUCAAUCACCAUCACCACCAACGCCAACCUAUCAAUCUCCCCCAACUCUUCCACCACCAACUCCGGUCUACACCCCUGCACCAAGUGUACCACAAAGUCCACCACCAUCAACACCAACCUAUCAAUCUCCUCCACCGGUAUAUAACCCGCCACCAACAACGCCAACCUAUCAAUCUCCACCAUCUCCGGUUUACACUCCCACACCAAGUGUACCAGAAACUCCACCAUCACUUCCUCCGACUCUUCCACCACCGACUCCGGCACCAUCAACGCCAACCUAUCAAUCUCCUCCACCUCUUCCACCGGUCUAUAAUCCACCACCCCCAACACCAACCUAUCAAUCUCCACCAUCUCCGGUUUACACUCCGGCACCAAGUGUACCAGAAACUCCUCCAUCACUUCCUCCAACUCUUCCACCACCAACUCCAGACUACAAUCCAUCACCAUCAACACCUACUUGCCAACCCGGGCUGCCUAUUCCGUCAUAUGGCUUUCCUCCAUCGCCACCAUCUCCAUGAGCAACCUUGACAAUUAAGCUUUUACCAGUA